AUGAAUGUUACAUAUCCACUGGCAAGCAAUCUACCAGAUUUGGAUUCAUUGAUUGAUGAAAAGAUUAACAAGUUGAUACAUAGUUUGAAAGAACCACCUAACCGCGGCAAGAUUGAGAUCCAAUUUUUAGGCAAAAGCAACACCAGUAGUGGUAACAAGAAUAAUAACAAAAAGAAAUCUGGAUGGUUCAGUAAUAGUACUUAUAUUGAAAAAGAAGAAUUGAAAACUUGGGAAGUGUGGCGUAUAGAAAUUGAAGUGUUGCCACUAGAUCAAACCAAUAAGAAUAUUAACACGUCAAUUCGAAGCUUUGAAGGUAAUAUGGGGAAAAUAUAUGAUAUAAUUGACAAGUAUAAAGAACAUAUUCCCCCUAUAACGUCCCUUGAUAGUGCUCCAUUCCCUUAUAGGAUACUUAUACCAAGUUUAAGCGGCAGCACUUCAGACCAAAGUACACAAACACUUGAAGGUGAAGAAGGUUGGGGGACGUACAUCAAGAAGAUACUAGAUUAA
Molecule: messenger RNA, 507 nt
Organism: Candida tropicalis MYA-3404
Lineage: Eukaryota; Fungi; Ascomycota; Pichiomycetes; Serinales; Debaryomycetaceae
Exons: 1
Coding region: 1-507 (168 amino acids)
Biological process (GO): autophagosome assembly; autophagy
Cellular component (GO): phagophore assembly site
Source: RefSeq, a predicted model, not a curated record